GCACACCAUUUGACCCCAAAACCAUUUUUCUUCAUUUUCACAGCUACAGAGGAAAAGGAUAGAGCUCCCCUGCCAUGGCGAUGAAGAAUUUCACCAUUUUCUUCGUCGCUCUUCUCCUCCUCGCUUCUCCUCUUCUCCAAGUUGUUAGGUGUCAAUCUGAGUCGGAGGCAGAAAUUGUAGAAGGAGGUGAUAUUGGGCUUGUUGGUGAGGAGGUUCAGGAUUUUGGUGAUGGGAACUUCGCUCCAGCAUCUGGAAUUGAUACAAUCUGUGUUUUCCCCAAAAACAGCGCAAAAUUGGUUAAUGCUGGUGAAGAGACUGAGCUGCUUGUUGGGAUGAAAAAUGAUGGUGAGUCAACUGUGAAUGUCAUCGCAAUUAAAGCUACUCUACAUCUUCCUUUUGAUCAUCGACUACUAGUUCAAAAUCUUUCCACACAGGGCUUUAACAAUGCAUCUGUGCCUGCUUCAGCUCAGGCUACUUUCCCAUACAUAUUUGCUGUGAGCAAAUAUUUACAGCCUGGAACUUUUGAUCUUGUGGGCACCAUAGUUUAUGAGAUUGAUCAGUACCCAUUCCAGAGCACCUUCUAUAAUGGUACCAUUGAAGUUGUUGAGUCUGGUGGUUUCCUUAGCGUUGAGUCUGUUUUUCUUGUUACCCUUGGGCUUGCACUUCUUUUUCUCCUGGGAUUAUGGCUUCAUGGUCAAUUUCAACGUAUUUCCAAGAAAAACAAGAAGGCUCCAAAGGUGGAAGUUGGAACUCGAUCUACUGAUGCAUCAAUGGAUGAAUGGCUUCAGGGAACUGCAUACACUCAGUCACUGUCCAACAAAUCAAAGAAGAAGAAGUAGAUAUGCAUUCUUCCUCAAUUUCGCUGCAUCAGGCAAACAUUAGUGAAGUGCAUCCCUUCUGUAACUCACAUCUAGGAGUUUCCAAAUUUACACGAGCUUAUAGGUAGUUUUCAAAAUUAGGCCCAGAAAAAGACGUGUCAGAAUUUUAACGGUUUCCAGGGAUACUGAAUUUUAGAGCUUUUUGGAACCAAAUCUAACUGUUGGUUUUAAGUGGAAAGGUACAAUUUUGUUAAACCUUGGCUAUGCUAUUUAUCUGUUCCAAAUUGUUAUCUUUCAAGGCACCUAGUGUUCGCCGCUCAUAUGUGAUGCC
This is a messenger RNA of Rubroshorea leprosula, 1149 nucleotides long. The record is from the annotation of a GenBank genome assembly. Lineage: Eukaryota; Viridiplantae; Streptophyta; Magnoliopsida; Malvales; Dipterocarpaceae.